AGAUUAAAAUCAUUCACAGCCACAAAUGUUUCAGAACUUCGACAUGUAUAUGAAAAGAGAGCUAUCUUGCAGCUCUUGCUUCUGCUUCACAUCACAACUAUUCAGUGAAAACGUGUAGAGAGAGAGCACUGUGUUUUCUGUUUUCUGGAGGAUCGAUCAGAAGCAAAAAUGGCGGAACCAAAGCUGAGCAGCAUAAAGGACAAUAGGUGGUCACUCCAUGGCAAGACAGCACUUGUGACAGGAGGCACCCGAGGCAUUGGACAUGCCAUCGUAGAGGAACUGGCAGAAUUUGGUGCAGCUAUUCAUAUAUGUUCACGAAAGCAAGAUGAUAUUGAUAAGUGUUUGGAAGAGUGGAAGAAGAAGGGAUUCAACGUCUCUGGUUCAGUCUGUGAUGUCAAACAUAGCCACCAACGACAGAAGCUUAUGGAAACUGUUUCCUCAAUCUUCCACGGAAAGCUUAACAUUAUGGUGAACAAUGCAGCGAUAGAAAUAACAAAGGACAUAUCAGAUCACACUGCUGAAGAUGUAUCAACUAUAAUGGCUAUAAAUUUUGAGUCUGUGUUUCAUUUGACUCAACUUGCACACCCACUUCUUAAACAAUCUGGAUAUGGGAGCAUAGUAUUUAUUUCAUCCAUUGCUGGUGCAAAAGCUAUUGCAUCUUUAUCCGCUUAUUCAGCCGCUAAAGGAGCUAUGGAUAUAUUCACCAAGAACGUAGUAUUGGAGUGGGCAAAGGAUAACAUUCGUACAAAUGCUGUAGCACCUGGACCAAUUUGGACUUCAAUCCUUGAAUCUUUCAGGGAAAAAAUUGGACCGAAAGAGAUUGAUGCUUUUGUUACAUCUACGAUAUUUUCGGGUCGUGUAGGAGAAACCAACGAAGUAUCACCACUCGUUGCUUUUCUUUGUCUUCCGGCUGCAUCAUACAUCACUGGACAAAUUUUCUAUGUUGAUGGCGGUUUCACAUCUUAAAUUUCAAUUAGUGACUUUACAAUUAAUUAAGAGUCACUUCGUUCGAUUAAUUCUAGUGUUCAAUUUGUAUUUCCAUGUUUCAUAUAUCCUUUGAAACUUGUUUAGUAUAAUUGGUUGGCCAUUUUUCCAUUUAUAUCUUAAGUUCUUAUUAAGCAUUGUCUAGCGUAGUAUAUUUGGCUCGUAUGUAUCUUAUGCCCAAAUAUUUGCUUGAUGUUGUUGGUGAUAUUACAUAAACAAAAAAUGAGACAAAUUUACACACUUUA
Messenger RNA from Vigna unguiculata (cowpea), 1229 nucleotides. RefSeq names its product tropinone reductase homolog At5g06060-like. Gene Ontology annotation, molecular function: oxidoreductase activity. NCBI's taxonomy places the organism in Eukaryota, Viridiplantae, Streptophyta, Magnoliopsida, Fabales, Fabaceae. The record is from RefSeq and is a predicted model, not a curated record.